CUGAAACUAGAAAUUUUCUUCAAAGCACUGGACUUUCUUCGCUUAACAAUACUAGUUGGUUUUUUCUAAUUCCAAGUUAAUCGAUUAUCAUCUAUUCUCAGCUCAAUAUGAAUUAUGAUGAAAAUCAGUUGAAUGAGGAUUUGCAAGAGGUGAAUAAUGUUUCCCCUGAAAAUAAUUUGUCUGAAGAUCUAAUAAGUAAUCACUCAUAUGAAUAUGAUGAUGAUCAAUCGGAUGAGGAUUUUUAUGAGGAUCUAGAUCAGUUAGCUGAGGAUAUUCAUCGGUAUCCGAGAAAUCUGCAGCAGAAUGAUCAUCUAAAUCGGUUGAACGAGGAUAUUCAUGAGUAUGAGAGGCAUCUGCAGCAGAAUGAUCAUCUAGAUCAUCAGUGGAAUGGAGUUUUUUAUGGGCAUAGGAGGAAUUUGCAGCAGAAUGAUCAUCAGCGCAAUGAGGUUUUUUACGGGCAUACGAGGAAUCUGCGGCAGAAUAAUCAUCUAUAUCGGUUGAACGAGGAUAUUCAUGAGUACGAGAGGAAUCUGCAGCAGAAUGAUCAUCUAGAUCAUCAGUGGAAUGGGGUUUUUUAUGGGCAUAGGAGGAAUCUGCAGCAGAAUGAUCAUCAGCGUAAUGGGGUUUUUUAUGGACAUAGGAGGAAUCUGCGGCGGAAUGAGCAUCUAAAUUGGUUGAAUGAGGAUAUUCAUGAGUAUGAGAGGAAUCUGCAGCAGAAUGAUCAUCUAGAUCAUCAGUGGAAUGAGGUUUUUUAUGGGCAUAGGAGGAAUCUGCAGCAGAAUGAUCAUCAGUGCAAUGGGGUUUUUUAUGGGCAUACGAGGAAUCUGCGGCAGAAUGAUCAUCAGUGCAAUGGGGUUUUUUUAUGGGCAUACAAGGAAUCUACAGCAGAAUGAUCAUCCGUGCAAUGAGAUUUUUUAUGGACAUAGGAGGAAUCUGCGGCAGAAUGCAAAUUUUUAGCAUUCUUACCGUUGUUUUUCGGUCUCAUAUCUCGAUAGGGUAUGUCAUCAGAUGGUUUUCAAAUAUAAGCAUAGAUCAUCUUUGUAAAAUAUUCAAUAAUACUGAUUCUUUCUUUUCUGAUUUUUUGCAACCAAUUUUGGAAUGUGGUGAUAAAAGUAUGUGCACUAACAUCUUACUUGGUUACAUUUUAUUCUUUUGUAUCAAUCAUCAAUUAUUGUGAUAAUUUCAAU
This is a messenger RNA of Lathyrus oleraceus (garden pea), 1187 nucleotides long. RefSeq lists its product as uncharacterized. The record is from RefSeq and is a predicted model, not a curated record. Lineage: Eukaryota; Viridiplantae; Streptophyta; Magnoliopsida; Fabales; Fabaceae. The transcript has 3 exons. Bases 108 to 893 code for a protein of 261 amino acids.